UUCUCCGCGACUUGCCUCCUUAAUUAUCACUUCAUCUUCAUCCUUUCACAGUCACUCAUUCACGCGCUCCUCGAUCGCCAUGUUGUCUUCCACCUCUGCUUCUCCACCUUGAAACAGAGGAAUUAAUAAACACAGACGCGAUGAUCGCACCUCGCCGCCGUAUUCUCCUCUUAUUCCUCGUCUCUGUCUUAUUCUUCUUCUUCUUCCAUGGUGCCUCCUCGCUCAACCAAGAAGGCCGCAUUUUGCUGGAGGCGAAGGGAGGCCUGGCGGGGCAGCCCGACGCGCUUUCCUCUUGGAACGCCAGCGACGACACGCCCUGUGCGUGGCAGGGCGUCAACUGCACCUCCGGAGUCGUGACCGCCAUUAACCUCUCCGACGCCAACCUCUCCGGCCCCUUCCCUUCGGCCCUCUGCCGCCUCCCCCACCUCGCCUCCAUCGACCUCUCCGUUAACUACAUCAACGGCUCCCUCACUGACGCCGACCUCGCCGGCUGCGACGCCCUGUCCUUCCUGGAUUUGUUUCUCAACAACCUCGUCGGCCCGCUCCCCGACGCGCUUGCGUCGCUGCCUAACCUCACCUACCUGGAUCUCUCCUCGAAUAACUUCUCCGGCGGCAUCCCGCAGGCCUUCGGCCGGUUCUCCCGCCUCGAGACGCUGGCCCUCGUCUACAACCUGCUCACCUCCACCGUCCCCGAUUUCCUCGGCGAUGUCUUAACGCUCCGGAAUCUCGACCUCCGGUACAACCCAUUCAACGCCGGUCACAUACCGGUGUCGCUCGGAAACCUCCGUAAUCUCGAGACGCUCUCCCUCGGUCACUGUAACCUCGACGGGGAGAUUCCACAAUCGCUCGGCCGACUCUCACGGCUCGCCUACCUAGACCUCUCCUGUAAUCACCUCCGCGGAGGCGUGCCGGAGUUCCUUUCCGGGCUAUCCCACUUAACCCAGGUCGAGCUGUACAACAACUCGCUAUCCGGUCGCAUUCCGAGAGGCCUCGGUAAGCUCGGCGCGCUACUUCGCUUCGACGCGUCCCUGAACCAGCUCGAGGGCCCGCUCCCCGACGACAUCUUUGACGGGCCGUUGCUCGAGAGCUUGCACCUACACACGAAUCAGCUGACCGGUGGGAUCCCUGCCGGCGUCGCGCGGUCCAAGAGCUUGUCCGAUCUCCGCCUCUACAAUAACCAGCUCCAUGGCUACCUCCCAGCGGAUUUGGGAAAGAUAACACCGUUGGUGACGGUGGAUCUGUCGAGGAACUCGCUCUACGGCGAGAUCCCUGCGAGCAUAUGCGACUGCGGCGUACUGGUGCAGCUGCACCUGAUGCAAAACUCCUUCUCCAGCAGAGUUCCCGACGGCCUAGGACGGUGCCGGACGCUGAACCGCCUUCGGCUCCCGGGCAACGCCCUGAGCGGCCCGGUUCCCAGCGGGCUCUGGGGGCUGCCGCAUCUCUUUCUGCUUGAUUUGAGAGACAACGCUUUGUCCGGCCGCAUCUCUCCGGUGAUCUCCAACGCCGCCAACCUCUCGUCGCUCCUCAUCGAAGACAACCAGUUCUCCGGCAUCAUCCCCCCAGAGAUAGGAGCUGCGGUGAACUUGCAAGAGAUCGCCGCUGGGAACAACCAGCUCGCCGGACUGCUCCCUGCCACGCUCGGCAACUUGACCAAUCUCAGCCGGCUCGACCUCCACAACAACUCUCUCUCCGGAGAGCUUCUCCGAGAAAUCCAAUCGUGGAAGAAGCUCAGCGACCUCAAUCUCGCCCACAAUAGCUUCACGGGCGGAAUACCCCCUGAGCUUGGCGGCCUGCCGGUGCUCAACUACCUCGACCUCUCCAACAACGAUCUCACCGGCCCAAUCCCGGACCAACUCCAGAACCUAAAGUUGAGCCGGUUCAACUUGUCCAACAACGAGCUUUCCGGCGCAAUUCCGCCCAUGUUUGCCAACGAGGCCUUCGGGAGCAGCUUCUUGGGCAACCCAGCGUUGUGCGGGGACAUGGCAGGGCUCUGCCCUGCCUCAGGGAGAACCACCGCCAACCGCUAUGGAUACCUCUGGCUGCUUUGGUUCGUCUUUAUCCUCGCCGGCUUAGUCCUUGCCGCCGGCGUUUCUUGGUUCACCUGCAGGUGCCGCAAGUACAUGAAUGCCAUAGACAAGUCGAAGUGGACGCUGAAGUCGUUCCACAAACUAGGAUUCAGCGAGCAAGACAUCUUGGGCUCCCUCCGCGAGGUCAACCUCAUUGGCAGCGGCGCUUCUGGGAAGGUCUACAAGGUCGUCCUGAGCAACGGAGAGACUGUCGCAGUGAAGAAGCUGUGGACCGCAAACAUGAACGGGGCCACCAUGGAUGAUGCCUUCGAAGCAGAAGUCGCAACACUAGGCAACAUAAGGCACAAGAACAUCGUGAAGCUCUGGUGCUGCUGCACUCACAAGGAUCAUAAGCUGCUGGUGUACGAGUACAUGCUCAAUGGAAGCUUGGGGGACCUGUUGCACGGCAACAAAGGGAGUGUUCUUGAUUUGCCAACGAGGUACAAGAUUGCGCUAGACGCUGCAGAGGGCCUCUCCUACCUGCACCAUGACUGUGUGCCGCCGAUCGUGCACCGGGAUGUCAAGUCUAACAACAUCUUGCUGGAUGAAAAGUUUGGAGCAAAGGUAGCCGAUUUCGGUGUGGCCAAAGCUGUUGAGAAUGGGCCUAAAUCCAUGUCUGUGAUUGCUGGUUCUUGUGGAUACAUUGCUCCAGAGUAUGCUUAUACUCUCCGUGUCAAUGAGAAGAGUGACAUCUACAGCUUUGGAGUGGUAAUUCUCGAGCUGGUCACUGGGAAACUUCCCGUCGAUCCAGAGUACGGUGAGAAAGAUCUCGUGAAGUGGGUGUGCAGUACGAUAGAACAGAAGGGCAUUGAGCAUGUGAUCGAUCCAAAGUUUGAUAUGCGCUGCAAGCAGGAGAUAUUGAAGGUACUAAACAUUGGUUUACUCUGUGCCAACUCUCUCCCAAUCAAUCGUCCGUCAAUGAGGGUGGUGGUGAAGAUGCUGCAAGAAGUUCGACUAUAGAACAAGGCCAAGCGGGUAACGAUCAUGGCAACAUAAUCUGAGUAGUGAAGGAAUUGUUUCAGAUCAAUGGUGGUUUGGGGCAAGAACUGCUAAAGAAUGAAUUCUCCUUGUGCUCUAUUUUUAUCCAACCUUUUUUUUUCCCUUCUGUGGUAUCUUCGACGGUGUUAGUAGUAAAAAUUGCAUCUGUACCAAUUGGGAAUGUGGCAAUUAGCUCAAGUGUUUUGCCGUCAGCUAUAUUGGCAUCUCCUCCUUGUACUAUCUGUGCAUCUCAAAUUUCUUGGAUUCAUGGGAAGAGGAAGCAGACCUCUGCAAAGAUCUAUAGUCUUCCCUUUCA
Messenger RNA from Zingiber officinale, 3360 nucleotides. Its product is annotated as receptor-like protein kinase HSL1. Bases 141 to 3026 code for a protein of 961 amino acids. Gene Ontology annotation, biological process: protein phosphorylation; hormone-mediated signaling pathway. Gene Ontology annotation, cellular component: plasma membrane. Gene Ontology annotation, molecular function: protein kinase activity; ATP binding; protein binding. NCBI's taxonomy places the organism in Eukaryota, Viridiplantae, Streptophyta, Magnoliopsida, Zingiberales, Zingiberaceae. The record is from RefSeq and is a predicted model, not a curated record. The transcript is spliced from 2 exons.